CCUGCAGCAAAUGGGACGUUGUUUCUUUUCGUACGGCAGCGGCAGGUAAAAUAAAACCGUCUCGAAAGAGGAGUAAUGUUAUUGGCGCUGUCACAGCCUUAGACGAGGACAGGAGACAUGGGAGACAGCAAUGGAGUCCAGGUGUCGGACCCCCAGCUCUUCGACGGGCAGUUUGAGAAGCUGGUGUGUGAGCUGACUGAGCAGGACAUGACGGACCCCGUCCUCAGCGAUGCUCUAAACAGACUCUGCGAGAUAUUACGGUACAACGCCCCAGGUGGGAAGAGGAAUCGGGGCUUGUCUGUGAUUGGCUCCCUUCGAGAGUUUGUACCGCCCUCCAAGCUGCCACCUGAAGAAGUUGAGCGCGCCCUGGUGAUCGGAUGGUGCAUCGAGCUGCUCCAGGCGUUCUUCUUGGUGGCAGAUGAUAUUAUGGACGCGUCUUUGACGCGGAGGGGUCAGCCGUGCUGGUAUAAGAAGGAAGGAAUCGGGCUGGACGCCAUUAAUGACGCUUUUCUCCUGGAGGGGUCCAUUUACCGCCUUCUGCGCAGGCACUGCAGAGGGCAGCCCUACUACGUCCACCUGCUGGAGCUGUUUGCUGAGACGUCGUUCCAGACCGAGCUGGGUCAGGCGCUGGACCUGAUGACCGCACCGCCACACAAAGUCGACUUGGACCGCUUCACCAUGGAGAGGUAUAAAGCCAUAGUGAAGUAUAAGACUGCGUUCUACUCCUUUUACCUGCCAGUGGCUGCUGCCAUGUACAUGGCAGGGAUUGACAGUGAGGUGGAACACAGCAAUGCUAAACACAUCCUGCUGGAAAUGGGGGAGUUCUUUCAGAUCCAGGAUGAUUACUUAGACUGCUAUGGUGACCCUGCACUGACAGGAAAGAUCGGCACUGAUAUCCAGGACAACAAGUGCAGCUGGCUGGUGGUGACGGCGCUGGGCAUCAUGACCUCAGGACAGAGGGCGGAGCUACAGGCGUGCUAUGGGCAGAGCGAUGCUGAGAGCGUGGAGCGAGUGAAAACUCUCUACGACACCUUGGAAAUGCCUUUGCGCUACCACCAGUACGAAGAAGAGAGCUACCUGCGCCUCCAGAACCUCAUCCAGCGCCACGCUCAGAACCUCCCCCACGCGGUGUUCCUCAACUUCGCCAAGAAGAUCUACAAGAGGAAGAAAUGAGGCGGCCUGGACUGCGUCGGACAGUCACAGAACACCCCUGUAGUCUGUUGGACUGCGUUUUAUCUGUGUUGUAAAUAUGUUCUUGAGAUUGUAGAUAUCUUUAUCUUAAACGCUUUAGAGAUAACACAUGAAACAAAACAUCACAGCUCUGGUUUUACGUCAUUUGGAAUCACCAGCUGUCCUUUAAAACGGACAGAAAUGGAUCAAAUGACCAGGAAUACAACAACGUUACACUGACAAACAUUACAGUUAUGUGCGUUUUUGAAGUUUUGAGGUUUUCUUACCACAACAAUUGAAUUUUGAGGAUGAGCUCUUUUUACCUACUUGAUGAUAAUGAUGGUAAAAAAGGGCAACUGAUUGGCGCAGCUAUCCAAGUUGCAAACUGUCCACGAUUAAACUGGGUAAACAAAAAAAAACGUGUUUAUUAUGAUUGUUGUCACCCCUCAGUCGUUUUGUAGCUCACUUCUUUUAGAGAAUAGGGUCAGAAACCAAGUCUGUUAGGCUGUCUUGACACGGUGAAACUUUCAUGCAACUAGUUGCGUGCAACAUAAUUUCAGUGCAACUUCACCGUGAUACGAAGCAAUGCAGAAACGGCGAAAGUUGCACGCAAAACAUUGUUACUCCACUAGAUAGACAAAUUAGCAGCUCAUGUGUUUUGAUCCACCAUAUCGUUCUCAGUAUGAAGUCAUCAGCCAGGUGUUACGUGUUUACAGCAUUUUUGAUCAUCUUAUUUUUCCAGCUAUAUAUUCGUCUGUUGUGUGUGUGAUAAACCUUUGAAAAUUCACUUUUAGGUGUCCAUUACGGUUUUAGCCCACUUGAUGUCUCACUCGUUCUUUCCUUGAAGCACAAGUUCAUCCUCUUCAGCAAACCAAUAAACCAUCUUUUGUUUCAUUUCUGUCCAUCGAUCCGCUGAAAUACUUUGAAAGUAUGUCGUACGACGAUCACAUGAUGCACUAGCGGCUAUUUGACUGUCUAUUUCAAGAAAAAGCUUCACGAAGUCGAGACAUGCAACUUUUUCGGUUUCAUAUGAGUUGCAGGACGCUUUAGAUCAUGCAACUCAAGUGCAACUUAGUUUCAUGUAGGUUUCAAGCAACCAAAGUUUCACCGUGUAAAGCCAGCAUUAGAGAUUCCAACUCCACAGUUUGAGGCAUGUUUGUGGUGGUUCAGGCAUGCAGUUAGCACCAUGCUUGUUAACCUCGCCACCUGUUCUCUCGUGAACUUGUUUUUUGCUUAGCUAAAACGAACGUUUACCCCACCCAGUGUUGGGAGACUUUGGACUGGUAAGUUAACUAAUAAGACCAUAAACCCUGACCAACAAAAAAACCAUCAGAAAUUUAUGUGACUUGUUUAAGGAGUCAGGCUGAAGGCUAAAUGGCCACGGUAGAAAGUGAAUGAUGGCACAUUGGCAGGGGUGUGGCUAAAACAGGCCUCCACCUAUUUAGGGCUUGGGUCUAA
Messenger RNA from Pygocentrus nattereri (red-bellied piranha), 2628 nucleotides. It is a transcript of the gene fdps, whose product is annotated as farnesyl diphosphate synthase (farnesyl pyrophosphate synthetase, dimethylallyltranstransferase, geranyltranstransferase). The transcript is spliced from 10 exons. Gene Ontology annotation, cellular component: cytoplasm. Gene Ontology annotation, molecular function: dimethylallyltranstransferase activity; (2E,6E)-farnesyl diphosphate synthase activity. Bases 118 to 1173 code for a protein of 351 amino acids. Gene Ontology annotation, biological process: trans, trans-farnesyl diphosphate biosynthetic process. NCBI's taxonomy places the organism in Eukaryota, Metazoa, Chordata, Actinopteri, Characiformes, Serrasalmidae. The record is from RefSeq and is a predicted model, not a curated record.